UAACAGGAACGGGGGACUGGAUCAACCUCCAGUCGUCUCCACUGACAUCAACGAUACGGAAUAGUGUCAUACAGGUAAGAAAGCCACAUGCGGUAUAGAAAUUUCCCUCCAACACGAGAUAUCUUCGACACCUUGCCCAAACCCGCCCAAUCAGCAGAAGGAAUCGCAGCCUACCCAUCAACUAAUAUCCAUCCCACCAACUAGGAGAUCCAAGAUACCUACACUUGAAAAUGGCUUCCCGGAAAUCCAUCCUCAUCAUCAACCCCAACAGCACCCAAUCCAUGACCGACGGCCUCAAACCCCUCGUCGACUCCCUCCAUUUCCACAAUACCACCUACACCUAUUUCACCGCCCCCAGCGGCCCUCCCUCUAUCAACUCCGCCACCGACACCACCGCCUCCGCCCAGCACUGCCUCCCCUCCCUCCUCCACCUCCUCCCCCACCAUGACGGCUUCCUCAUCGCCUGCUACUCCGCGCACCCUCUCGUCGCCCUCCUCCAGGCGCACGAGACGGUGCGCGCCGGGAAGAAAAUGGUCACCGGGAUCUUCGAAGCGAGCGUCGCCACGAGCCUACAGUGCCUGGCGCCAGGCGAGCGGUUCGGGAUCGUGAGCACGGGGCAGGCGUGGGAGGCGAUGUUGAGCGAGGCGGUGCGGGAUUUCUUGGGGGCGGAGACGAGCGCGCGGUUCGCCGGGGUGGAGACGACGGGGUUGACGGCGGUGGAGCUGCAUGAUGUGGGGGCGGAGGUGGUGGGGGAGAGGAUGCGGGAGGCGGUGGGGCGGUUGGUGCGGAGAGGGGAGAUCGGGGCGGUGUGUUUGGGGUGUGCAGGGAUGGCGGGAAUGAAUGAGAUGGUGAGGGGGGCGUUGGUGGGGGAAUUGGGGGGGGAGAAGGGGGGGAGGGUGAAGAUUGUGGAUGGGGUGCAGGCGGGGGUGGCGUGGUUGGAGGGGGCCAUUCGGAUGGAGUUCUGA
Messenger RNA from Eremomyces bilateralis CBS 781.70, 965 nucleotides. RefSeq lists its product as uncharacterized. NCBI's taxonomy places the organism in Eukaryota, Fungi, Ascomycota, Dothideomycetes, Eremomycetales, Eremomycetaceae. The transcript has 2 exons. The record is from RefSeq and is a predicted model, not a curated record. The coding region runs from base 231 to 965 and encodes 244 amino acids.